ACUCAAAGAGAGAGAGAAAUAAAUUUCUUUAUUCUUUAAACUUUCUUUCUCUCGCUUAUUUAUUACAUGUUAUCGAACGUAGAAAAAGAACAUUUACCUCCACCUUCUGUAUUGUUUGGAUCAAACUACUAUUACCUUUCUCCAGGGACGACAAAGCCAAUGUAUGCAUCAAAACAAACACAAAAAAGAAAAAGACGUCAAAAAGAAACCAACCAAAAUCUGCAAUCCAAAAAAAAAAAAUCAACAUCACCAUACCAUUAUGAAAUAUUAGAACUAAAAAAGAAAUCAACUAAAAAACAACGUAAAGAAUCAGAAGCUGUGUCUGCUGCUGCUGCUACUUUGGCUUCUUUUGCUUCUGCUGCUACUUUGGCUUCUUUUGCUUCUGCUUCACCAAGAGAAGAUACAGACGACGAAGGAUCAGAAGCAGACAAUGAAUGUGUCCAUUUAGAGUCUUGUUUAGGUCAAGGAGGUUCUUUUGAAUGUGAAUACUGUGGUUGUAAUUACAAACACUUGAAUUGUCUUCAGAAACAUGGCUGGGAACAUACUGAAAUACGUCUUGGUAUGACUAAACAACAACAAACGCAACUACUAGAGGCAGCACAAAUCCUUAUGGAUAUUGCCAGAUAUGGUAUGAAAAUGCUGUCAUCAUCAUCAUCAUAAUAAUAAUAAUAAAAACCCC
Messenger RNA from Gilbertella persicaria, 679 nucleotides. RefSeq lists its product as uncharacterized. The transcript has 3 exons. The record is from RefSeq and is a predicted model, not a curated record. Lineage: Eukaryota; Fungi; Mucoromycota; Mucoromycetes; Mucorales; Choanephoraceae. Bases 67 to 660 code for a protein of 197 amino acids.